Molecule: messenger RNA, 1434 nt
Organism: Adineta ricciae
Lineage: Eukaryota; Metazoa; Rotifera; Eurotatoria; Adinetida; Adinetidae
Source: the annotation of a GenBank genome assembly
AUGCAUUGGUUAUUAGCAUUCGUCCUUCUUUUCAUUGUCUGUCUCAUUCAUCUAUUCAUUUGUCCAUUCACCAAAGUCGAAGAAAGUUUCAAUUUACAAGCAAUCCACGAUUUGCUCAUUCAUCGUUUGAACGUAUCGAAAUAUGAUCAUUUAGAAUUUUCAGGAGUGGUACCUCGAACAUUUCUCGGACCGAUUCUAAUUGCGAUGUUAGCAUGGCCAUUCGCAGAUAAUUCCACUGUUGAUCAUCUUUACCUACAGUAUAUUGUUCGCAUUAUCCUUGGUUUAUUAGUCAUUUCUGGUUUAACUCAUUUAUAUAAGUCUUUAAAAGGUUAUUGUGAUAUAUCAACACGACGCUGGUGGUUGUUUGUGAUUGUGACACAGUUUCAUUUUCUGUUUUAUGCAACACGAACGUUACCAAAUAUCUUUGCACUUGUCAUUGUUUUGCACUCGUUCGCGUUUUGGCUUGCGGGACGAGGAAAAUCGCUUGUUUGGACAUCAGCUUUUGCAAUACUAAUCUUUCGAUCUGAAUUAGUCGUUUUAUUGGGUUUAAUUUUAUUGCAAGAAGUGUUCAUUCGACGACGUUUGACUUUUACGAAAACGCUCGUGAAUGGCUUAUUUGCAAGUGUUUUAGCCAUUGGAUUAAGCGUAAUCGUUGAUAGCUACUUUUGGCAACGACGGCUAUGGCCGGAAGGCGAGGUGUUAUAUUUUAAUACAAUUUUAAAUAAAAGUUCACAUUGGGGUACAUUUCCAUUUCUCUGGUAUUUCUAUUCCGUUCUACCACGAGCGCUCGGUGCAUCGCUGAUUCUUCUCCCAUUAGGUUUAAUUAUCAAUCGUAAUAUUCAAUGGAUUAUUUUCCCUAAUGUUUUAUUCAUUCUGAUCUAUUCCAUUUUACCACAUAAAGAACUUCGAUUUAUCAUCUAUACAUUUCCAAUUUUGAAUGUAGCUAUUGCUCAAGGCUGUGCUUGGUUAUUUCAAACGAGACGACGUUGGGCAUUGAUUGUCAAACUCGUUGUUUUGGGUUUACUAGCCGCGAAUCUACUUCAAACAGGUAUCUCAUUGUUUGCGUCACAUUACAAUUAUCCCGGAGCACAUGCUUUACUCAAAUUGCAAUCAUACAAGAAAUUCGAUUCAUCAGCAACGGUGCAUAUUGAUGUAUAUGCCGCAGAAAAUGGAGUAUCACGUUUUCUUGAAUUGAAUCAUUGGACUUAUAAUAAAACGGAAAACUUAACUGUUGAUGUUUUAUCUUCGGACUUCGAUUAUUUACUGGUUGAAGCAACGAAUGAUGAAGAUCAUCAUUUACGCCCGUACUUAUCUCGAGGUCAACAAAUAAUUGAUUUUAUUCGUGGAUUUAACGGGUUUUAUCUGGACCAUCAAAUGUUGUUAAGAAUGCGUUACACACCGAAAAUUUAUCUUUUAGAAAAGGAGAAAAAUUGA